GCGUGGGGUGUUGGGGGGGGCCGCCCCGGCGGCCGCCAGACGUGCCGGCAGUCACAGGGUAACGCACGUCGCUCCCGUCCACCCACUCGCCCGCAUUUAACCCGGCCCCGCCGCCGCCCCGCCGCUCCUCAGCCGGCGGCGCCGCGGCAUGAGCUGCCCGCCCUGAGCGCUCCCCUCCGCGCCCCGCUCCGCGCCCCGCUCCCGCGCCUCCGUCCGCCCCAUGGAGCGGAUCCCCAGCGCGCAACCCCCGCCCGGCUGCCUGGGCAAGCUGCCCGCCCUGGAGAGCGCCGAGGUGCCGGGGCUGGACUUCGCGCACAUGUACCAAGUUUACAAGCCGAGGAGGGGGUUAAAAAGAAGCGAGGAUAAUAAGGAGACCUACAAGCUGCCUCACCGGCUGAUCGAGAAGAAGAGGCGCGACCGGAUCAACGAGUGCAUCGCCCAGCUGAAGGACCUGCUGCCCGAGCACCUCAAGCUGACGACUCUCGGUCACUUGGAGAAGGCUGUGGUUCUCGAGCUCACCUUGAAGCACGUGAAAGCGCUCACCAAUCUCAUUGAGCAGCAGCAGCAGAAAAUAAUCGCUUUGCAGAAUGGUUUGCAAGCGGGCGACCUGUCGUCAAGAAACCUUGAUUCCGGCCAGGAAAUGUUUCGAUCCGGUUUCCAGAUGUGUGCCAAGGAAAUGCUGCAAUACCUGGCGAAGCACGAGAACGGCAAGGACCUGAAGUCGUCGCAGCUGGUCGGCCACCUGCACCGCAUGGCCUCCGAGGUGCUCCAGGGCGCAGGCGGCCGUAAGGCCGGAGACAUCCCUCCUAAAAUGGGGGACUUGAAAGAGAAACCCGUCCCCUUGGGCAAGGCGGUGGAGGGGCACGGGAAGAACUGCGUGCCUGUGAUCCAGAGGACAUUCGCUCACUCCAGCGGGGAGCAGAGCGGCAGCGACACAGACACGGACAGCGGGUACGGGGGAGAGCUGGAGAAAAGUGACUCCAAAUCCGAACAGCAGUAUUUCAAAAAGGAUACCGAACUCAAGUACGCUGUCCAGGAGAGAAUAAGCUCUAUUAAGCAAGAGACUGAGGACCCGCCGGCCAAGAGGAGCAGGCUGGAGUCACCCGAGGACGAGGGCCCUUUUGGCAGCGACAUGAUGGGCUCUUCCAGCAGCUUCCUGGGCCCCCACGCUCACCAGCCUCCCCUGUGCCUGCCUUUCUAUUUGAUCCCACCGUCCGCAACCGCCUAUCUGCCCAUGCUGGAGAAGUGCUGGUACCCGGCGUCCGUACCUGUCCUGUACCCCAGCCUCCCAGCCUCUGCCGCAGCACUUACGGGUUUCAUGAACCCCGAUAAAAUCUCCCCGCCUCUGCUGAUGCCCCAGAGACUCCCUUCUCCCGUACCAGCCCAUUCCCCUAUCGACUCCUCAGCUCUGCUUCAAGCUUUGAAGCAGAUUCCUCCUUUGAACUUGGAAACCAAAGACUAAGUGCAGUGUGACUUUUUUUUUUUUUUUUUUUUUUUUUUUUUUUUUAAGUUUGAGACUGUUUCACUUUUUAUAUAUUGGCUGGACUGAGGUGUGGGGAUAAGGUUCACUGCGUGUAGGAAGCUGAAUCCCCUUUUCUCUGACUUGUCAGGUAGCUAGGAGAAGGAUGAAGGAUGCGCCCAGGUUAGCGAUUCAGAACUACUUCCAAAAGAAAAAAAAAAAAAAUUAAAAAUAAAAAAAAAGAAAAAGAAGGGUUUUGUGCUUUACCCCUUACCUUCUUCCCUCUCCGCAUCUACAGAACAGCAGUGGCCUCGGUCAGC
Messenger RNA from Tyto alba (common barn owl), 1779 nucleotides. It is a transcript of the gene BHLHE40, whose product is annotated as basic helix-loop-helix family member e40. NCBI's taxonomy places the organism in Eukaryota, Metazoa, Chordata, Aves, Strigiformes, Tytonidae. Gene Ontology annotation, cellular component: nucleus. Gene Ontology annotation, molecular function: RNA polymerase II cis-regulatory region sequence-specific DNA binding; DNA-binding transcription factor activity, RNA polymerase II-specific; protein dimerization activity. Bases 221 to 1462 code for a protein of 413 amino acids. Gene Ontology annotation, biological process: regulation of transcription by RNA polymerase II; circadian regulation of gene expression; regulation of neurogenesis. The transcript is spliced from 5 exons. The record is from RefSeq and is a predicted model, not a curated record.